AUGUCCCACAAACAAGGAACAACGCCCGCAGACAAGACACAAGAUGAGCAUAUUGAAUCAGUCGAGAACGCGCCACGUCGGGAGCUGCAACAUGCAAACGAACCUACUCAGGAUACAGCUUUUGGCCUCAUGAGAGACGCAGGUCAUUCAGCCAUCCUAACACCCGAGAACAACGCCAAAGUCCUUCGGAAGAUCGAUCUAAGGCUCCUGCCUAUUCUGCUGGGAAUCUAUUUCCUGCAGCAGGUCGAUAAGUCGACUCUCUCAUACGCAUCGGUCUUUGGGUUGGUCGAGAAGGCCCAUCUACAUGGGCAGGAAUACUCGUGGCUGGGGGCGGUCGUCUACCUGGUGCAACUCGUUGCUCAGCCAUUCGUCGCCUACAUCCUGGUCAAGGUGCCUCUGGGGAAGUUCCUGGCAUGUACGACCUUUUGCUGGGGCAUUGCCCUGACAUGCAUGACCCCAGCGAACACUUUUGCGAAGUUGUUGGUUUGUCGGAUGUUUCUGGGUCUCUUUGAAGCUGGUAUACCGCCGGCGUUCAUUGCGAUCACGCAAAUGUGGUAUCGACGACGAGAACAACCCGUCCGACUUGGUUCAUGGUAUGCUAUGAACGGAGUGGUGAACAUGUUUGGAAGUCUGAUAACCUACGGUCUUGGUCACAUUGGAUCUUCGGUCUUCGAGCCCUACCAGAUUAUUUUCUUGUUUUUCGGGCUCAUCACGAUUGUUUUCUCUGCCGUUGUAUUUAUUCUGACACCUGACUCGCCGAUGAAGUCCAAUUUUCUUCACGAAGAGGAUAAAGUUCUGGCUAUUGAAAGACUUCGUAUGAACCAGCAAGGUAUCGAAACGCACGAGUGGAAAUGGCAGCAUGUGAAAGAAACAUGCCUCGACAUCAAGUCUUUCUUUUGGUUUGCUUUGAUGUUCUCAAUCUCAAUCCCCAGCGGCGGUAUCUCGACCUUCGGGCCAUUGAUCAUCGAAGCAUUCGGAUUCAACCAAUUUGACACAAUUCUUUUCAAUAUACCUUUUGGCGCUGUCCAGCUCAUUGCAACUAUGGGAGGGGCGUGGAUGGCGACUAAGCUCCAGAUGAAGGGUCCUGUCAUAGCUUUGCUCUGUUUGCCUGCUAUUGCGGGAUGUGUAAUGUUGUUGCAGAUUCCGCACGAUGGUAAUCACAAUGGGGCACUGCUUGCAGGAUAUUACAUUAUCUCUGUAUACCCAGGAAUUACACCCUUGAUCUACUCGUGGUCUGCUGGUAACACAGGAGGCGAAACAAAAAAGAAGCUCGUGAACGGUAUUCUACUCGUUGGACAAUGUGCUGGUAACGUCCUAGGAUCGAACCUGUACACUACAACUGAAGCACCGCUAUACAGACGUGGUCUGCUCUCCAACCUCGCCAUGUUCUGUGUUCUCAUCCUGCUUUGCGCAUUGAACAUGGGAUACCUCUUCUUCCUAAACAAGAAACAUGAGCAAAAGCGAGUGAGCAUGGGAAAGAGCGCAAAGAUCAUCGACCACUCCAUGCAAGCCGUAGGAGCCGUCCCAAUCGACAAGACCGAAGCACCUCAGGAGACGCUUGGCGAUGACAAUGCGUUCAAGGACCUGACGGACUGGGAGAACGAGGAUUUCGUCUAUGUAUACUAA
This is a messenger RNA of Aspergillus tubingensis, 1626 nucleotides long. Its product is annotated as putative MFS transporter. The record is from RefSeq and is a predicted model, not a curated record. The transcript is spliced from 12 exons. Bases 1 to 1626 code for a protein of 541 amino acids. Gene Ontology annotation, biological process: transmembrane transport. Lineage: Eukaryota; Fungi; Ascomycota; Eurotiomycetes; Eurotiales; Aspergillaceae. Gene Ontology annotation, cellular component: membrane. Gene Ontology annotation, molecular function: transmembrane transporter activity.